AUGGGUCUCUUUGAUGAAGAACGCCUCUGGCAAGUUGCCUUCUGGACUCCAGUCGCUUUUAUAUCUUAUGUCAUCUUCACAGCCGUAUACAACCUUACUUUGCACCCCCUCGCCAAAUUUCCAGGACCACUAUUAUGGCGCAUCUCACCCGUGCCAUCCAUUAUCUCCCUGCUACGUGGUCGCAUUUCCUUCGACUACAAGGUGCUACAUGAUCGCUAUGGCCCAGUCGUCCGUGUCAUGCCUAAUGAGCUCUCUUUCAACACAGCAAGAGCCUGGGACGAUAUCUACGGCCACAGAGUGGGACUUGCCAACAUGGACAAGGACCCUAUUCACGUAGGUGCGGUAGAAGCAAUACCCGGCGCGACUAAUCUGACCAUGGCUCCGGAUAUCCAUCAUGCCCGCCAGAGGAGAGCCUUGGCCCACGCAUUUUCGAAACAAGCACUUUUGGAGCAAGAGCCUAUCUUGAGGGGCUACGUUGAUCUGUUUGUGCGAAAGCUGCGAGAGAUGGCGCAUAGAGGCGAGGCGGCGAAUAUGGUGUCUUGGUUCAAUUUCUGCACAUUCGAUAUUAUCGGUGACCUGAGCUUUGGCGAGCCUUUUGGGUGUUUGAGUGAAGGCGAAGGCGGCGAGUCCGCAAGCUGGGUUGUCCUGAUCUACGAAGCCAUCAAAUCUGGUGCCAUCGAGCAAGCGACCAGGAGGUUCGCUCCGCCCGGUUCCUUGACACAGAGGUUCCUCAUGUGGUGCAUCCCGACCGUCGUCCGCGAGCGCCGCUUCCGACAUCUACGCAACUCGACUGAGAAAACAGUCAAAAGGUUAAGUACCAAGACCGAGCAUCGCGACUUUAUCUGGUACAUCCUCAAGCAGCGCGAGAAGAAGAAUGAAGUCUCCGACGAUGAAGUCAUUAUGAACGCUGCACUUUUUAUUGUAGCAGGCAGCGAAACUACAGCUACUGAACUGUGCGGACUGACGAACUACCUGCUUCGCAACCCUGAGAUUUUCAAGAAACUGAAGGACGAGCUGCGCGGAGCUUGCAAGACGGAGGCAGACAUCAAUAUGGAUGUGCUAGGCUCGUUGCCGUACAUGAACGCCUGCAUCGAGGAAGGCUUACGCAUCUUCCCACCCGUACCCAUCGGCCUCCUGCGCACUGUACCCAAGGGCGGCUCCUUGAUCGACGGACACGCUGUUCCCGAGCGGACAAGCGUCUGUGUCUCCUCUUGGGGUGCCGCACAUUCCGCCUCCAAUUUUGUAAACCCCGAUUCCUUCAUCCCUGAACGGUUCCUUGAUACGCCAGAGUCCAAGACAAGGUUCAGCGGCGACGUAAAGAAAGCUGCGCAGCCCUUCUCAACAGGGCCACGAGGAUGCAUUGGGAGGAAUCUGACUUAUGUUGAAUUAAGGCUGAUAUUAGGAGCGCUGCUGUGGAACUUCGAUCUCGAAUUUGCAGAUGGAGCGCCGCUCUGGAAUCCUAAAGAUGAGUUCAAGGGGCUGCGAGCGUUCAAUACUUGGGAGAAAAGUCCGCUGAUGGUUAAAUUGACUGAUAUUAGGAAGACACCUUCCUGAAAGGAUAACGGGUGAGGAUACGUAAGUGGACUGUAAAUU
Molecule: messenger RNA, 1593 nt
Organism: Cucurbitaria berberidis CBS 394.84
Lineage: Eukaryota; Fungi; Ascomycota; Dothideomycetes; Pleosporales; Cucurbitariaceae
Product: cytochrome P450
Exons: 3
Coding region: 1-1554 (517 amino acids)
Molecular function (GO): oxidoreductase activity, acting on paired donors, with incorporation or reduction of molecular oxygen; monooxygenase activity; iron ion binding
Source: RefSeq, a predicted model, not a curated record